This is a messenger RNA of Gregarina niphandrodes, 4521 nucleotides long. RefSeq lists its product as hypothetical. The record is from RefSeq and is a predicted model, not a curated record. The coding region runs from base 1 to 4521 and encodes 1506 amino acids. NCBI's taxonomy places the organism in Eukaryota, Apicomplexa, Conoidasida, Eugregarinorida, Gregarinidae. The transcript is spliced from 2 exons.
AUGAGAAUCGAGUUGGCCAGAUUGCGGCGUGAGGUGGCAGUCGCGGGUUUGUGUGGGGAUGGUCUGUAUGCAGCGCUUAGGGAUCUCGUGCGGCGUUACGAGUCUGAUCUGUCGAAGGGCUGCUUCUACUUGGCUUUGGAGUGUUUGGAUGAUGACUUGUUCACCAAGUUGUGGUCAGAAGAAGUUCUACCUGGGUACCGCAAACUCGUUGUCAACAGCUGCAGAAGAAAGGGACGGGCACGUCUGGCACACGCUCUGUGUGUUCGAGAGCACGCGCAGGCCGCUGCUAAAGACAAGGUGGACUCAUUGACAGUCAUGUUACGUUGGGGGAAAUAUUUGCAAAGCGAUUACGUUCUCAAUUGGUUCAAUGAAUUCCCCUUCGAUCAAGACCUAAGAUAUAUGUUCUUGAAUCGGGUACCGAUGGUGUUCUUCCACGGGUAUGUUGAGCGAGUGGUUGAGAAGAUUUUGAUUCCGGCUCGUUUGGAGUUAGAGGAUUUGGAGCUACGAACCUGGUUGGAGUUGAUGCGUGUUUAUAAGAUCGAGAGUGAUGCGUUGGUUGAGUUUUUAGUUGAGUGGGAUGUGGAAUGGACAAGGCGUGUGAAUGGCCCAGAUGGUGUGGAUCGAGUCCGUCGGGGUUGUGAGGUGAUGGGUAAGGGUUAUGCGGAUACGCCUUUCUUGUUACCUGUACAUAAGAAAUGUUACACGCGUUUGUUGGAGUUGUAUUUAGAACAGGUGCGUGCGAAUGGCCAUAGCUUUAAAGGUAAGCUGAGCGGUAUGGAGUUAGAUCGGGUCUUAUCGUACGACGUGCUACGCAGACUGCGGCUGCUGAACCAGUUGGAUGUGGUAGAUCACAACGCUGUGAUGCAGGUGCCUCUGCAACCCUGGAUUUACCACAGUACCGAGUUCAGCGAGCUUAUGCUCAAUCGGUUCAUCCCCAGUCUCAAGAACGACUGGGAACGCUUGAAACGCGAGAUGGACGAGCAACAAAACAAAGACGACGACACCGAGGUGCAGAACAUGCUCAAAGCCGUCAAGGUGGCACGCUCAGUCACGGUCACUGACGCCAGCGGACGCCUGCUCGCCCGCGGAGGCCGCGACAGCGACCCGGUCGCCACGGAGGCCGUUGUAGAAAGCGACCCGGUCACCGUGGCGAAGUUGAUACGGGAGGCGGAGAAGCAACGGGCCGUCGACUUCGCCCAACUCAGCUGGUGUGUACAGGCUCUGGAUACGCCUGCACUUCCGCUAUUACCGGCAGCGCUGCGCUCGCGGCUUUACCAGGAAUUCGUGGAAAAUACUCUGCUCGACCGCGUCGUCAAGAGUUGCCAUCUGGGAAUGCUCAAGCCGCUGGAUCUGCAUCACACGGUGCUGGUGGACGGCAAGGGUUGGCAAACCUACGGCGAGCAACGCAAGCCAUACUGCACCCUGCCUGCCCAGAACGCGCCUUUCGUGGCCGUCUGGGUUGACGAAAUCCUGCACGGAGCGAACUCCAGUGCAAACUCGGUCGCCGUCGCAGCUGUGGUCCAGGCGGCUCCAGCAGCGGCCGAGGCUGAGACUGAGGUCGACAUAGAGCAGAAGCUGGCGUCGAUCCGGCGAGUGCCGGCUAAAACUAGACUGUCGACACAGGACAUGCGGGCGUAUCGUUUGCACACACGCGGGUGCGGCGAGUGGAAGCGGCUGGCCUGGAGGCGCCGGAGUCGAGGCUGUCUCCGUUGGUCCUGUCUGGCGCCGACACAACGCGGCGUACGUGUGGCCCAGCUCUGCACUUUGGCCGAGCAGUACGUGGACUACAGCCUCCGUACACGUGACGGGUUCCCUUCGGCUGCGUGCUUCGGCGAAAUGGGCCACGCGGUUCGCAACGGUCACGACUUUUUGCUGGCCAACCUGGCAGCGAAUGUCGGCAGGUACGUCACCGGGCACAACGGCGUCGGCUUCUGCGACGGGCGAGCGUUCCUGGCACGCACCUUGGACGCCAUACUGGAUCAGCUACGGGCCCUGGGCCACCCGAGGUUGCUGGACGCGCCAGACUUCAACAUGGCCACGAUCUUCCCACGUGUGGUCAAGUACCCCGCGGAACUUGGCGACCGGCACGAAAACAUCUACCCAUACUCGCUGCCAGCCAUUCAGCCACUAAUAGUGUUGCCUCCCGACCCCGCUGUGGCCAUGGCCGGGGGUGCCCGGAGCCGCACAGCCAGGGAUUCGAAGACGCCGUUUUGCAGUGUGCCAUGGAGAGCGAUUGAUAGAGUCCCCAUCCCGCGUCUUGUGAAAGUCUCCGGCGUUCCCGGAGAAGGCUGUCUCGAAGGAGGCUGGAACGUGGGUCCCGAGGAGAUUUACAUGGGCGUGGAUCCGGGUCGAGUAGCGGCGUUCAGGCGACGAGAGUUGCACGACAAGGCGGUGUCGGUAUCAGUGCCUUACAAGACAGUGCUGGAGUGGAUUUACGGGUUGGUCGCAGUUCAUCGUCCGGCAGCAUUGUGUCCGACAGAAUCGUUGUCGAAUUGUGGCGAGAAGUUUUCAGUAUCGGUGGCAUGUGCGGCGGUAGUGCAGUUGCAGUACGGGGCCGUCAUGACGCCGAAUCUAGUAAACCGAACAAGUGUGUUGAAGAACCCUCAUAGCACGGUGGAGGAGCGCGCACUGAUACGGCAAGAAACAAGUUUGUUGAAGCAGGUCAUAAUUCAGCUGUACGAUGAGUCGACGCCCUGCGCGGGUUCGGGUAAUGCCGCCACCACGUAUGACUUGAACACGCAAUGGUGGCACCCCGGCGACUACGCUGUCAAACGUUCAAUGUUCUUGUGGCCCGGCCAAAACAACGUCUUCUACCAACACAGAGAGAUAGCGGAGGUACUCGUGUCACUCACCGUCCGCCUCAAUCGCGGAACUGGCGGCGGGCCGUUAGACUCAAUGAGAAAAUAUGGAGUGCCACCCAUCCAAGACCAUGAAUUGCUGCAUCAUAUGAUGCGUCACGGCCUCACUUUCAAACACUAUCAAAAGACCCGUACCGUGGCUGUUACCGUAGCGAGAACCGACGCGGCGGAGACCGCCGCGUCGGGAAUCGUGACGGAAUCGGAGAGAGAGUGUGCUCAGAGGUUGAAGGCGUCGUUGAAUGAUCGUUUGUUCGGUCUGGUGGAGGAGGGACAUCGUCGACGUGUGCGCGAGACUCCGAAGGCGUUGUUGGCUCGUGGUUUUUGUUUUGCGUGUGCCGAUUUAUGUUGGUUCAAUUUGGCGGGGAAGAAGGAACGUAAUGAUUAUUCUGAUCGACGUAUGUUUUAUAUGGGGUGCAGUGAGCUGAAUGAGACGUAUCCGGAGCGAUUGGCGAAGGCGUAUAGGCGUGAGGAUGCGUGGCUGACUAGUCGCGAAAACUUGAAGACAUUAUUAAGACUGCAGUUACCAGCGGCGAUCGAGCGUAAGGAUUUCGAGCUAUUCGCACGCGUGCUUAUGCUAUUCACUCGUGCCGCCUCCGAAGCCGAGGGCCGCAUACCCACCCAGGUGCGUCUGGCCGCGCCCUUUCUCACUUUCGACCAGUGUGUCGGGCUUUGUAGGCUUUCUGCCAGGGCACACGAAUCAGCCUGGCUACUCGCCGCCAGAAGUGGACGGAUGACCGAACUUUUCGACAAACUGUUGGGACAUGUCCGCGAACAAGAAAAUGUCUCCUUCGCACUCCUCGCAGCCUUCCCUAUCAUACCCUACGUACCACCCCACACGGUGAGGGUGCUGCUGGCUUCGUGCAACGCACUCCUUUGUCGCGCUCAAAAGGCUCUUUUGCAAUGCAGAAUUAGACUAGGCGACGACCUGUGCACAAACGCCGACGCCAGCAACCCCGCACAGGACCCGAUCACAAACGUGGACCCGAUCACAAACGUGGAUCCGAUCACAAACGUGGAUCCGAUCACAAACGUGGACCCGAUCACAAACGUGGAAGUAAAGGAGAUGAAGCGAGGAUCGGCACUGCGCGUUGGUUUCAGGGGUGUGAGUAAGUUGUUGAAUGCCACCAUCUUCAACACAGAUCCUUCACUCUUCAACAUGCUGUGUGGGAUGUAUGGCAGCCUGCUGGAUGACCCACGAGUCUUUCGCGCGUUCCAGUUGUGUGUGUUCGACCCCAAGAGAGAAGAAGGUCUCAAGAAACUUACUGCACCUGAUCGAAAGGCCCUGUUAUCAGGUCCUUGGGGUCGGCGGAAUGGAGAGGCAGAUCCAAGAGGCAUCUUACGGAAAAUUAAACUAUCAUUUAUGACUCGUCAGCUCGAAUUGGCUAGUCUGGAAACAUUUUGUAACUACGUUCAAAAUGCCCCGGCCAGUGCUCACGUACCUGUUCCUCGAGCGUUCAGGGAGCCAAAUACCCCCUCCGACCUUGCUCUACUUCGUGCCAUCUGUACCUACUGCCAAAUCAACGAUUACGCUUCCCUCUAUAAAAUGCUACUUGGAAUCCACUGCGACUCCAGCUUCAGAACACUUCAAGUGGGAGCUGUCUGUCCCAACACCGGACUUGCUCUUAAACUGGAGGGCCUGAAAUAUGGCGGAUUCUGUGAAUAG